GGGAUUUUCCACGCCGAGCCACGACCGGCACACGCUGCCGCUGACAUCUUCUAUGCUGCGAUUGGCCGAGUAUUGCCGAGGGAUAAGCUACAUCAGGACUCGCAGCUCGGCACCAGUCCGUUCCACUCCGGAGCCCGCCCGUCCCGUCACUCCCAGCGCUCCUAGCGAUCCACGGCCACGAUCCUGUCCUGAACCAACCGAAAGACCCGUGCGACGAUAUCUCCUGCGAAGACCGCCCUCCCGUUCUCGAAAGUCCAAUUGGUUGUCCGCCAUCACCACCACGCUUCGACCACAUCACCACCCAACACCCGUCAUCACCACCACAAUCACCAGAAACAAUGGCUUCCGUCGCCCGUUCCUCUGCCCUCCUCAAGCAGGUUGCGGCCCAGCAGUCCGUUGCUGCCAACGGUCUCCGUGUUGCCGCCUUCCACACCACCUCCCGCAAGAGCUUGCUCCCCCCUCCUCCUCAGCGCAUUGAGGGUACAGUGAACGACCCCGUCGAGGUCCCCCCUCCCUCUCCUUCUCAUGGCUCCUACCACUGGACUUUCGACCGUGUUGUCGCCGCCGGUCUCAUUCCCUUGACCGUCGCUCCCUUCGCCGCCGGCUCUCUCAACCCCACCAUGGACGCCGUCCUCGCCGCCACCAUCCUUAUCCACUCCCACACUGGCUUCGGCAACAUCAUUGUCGACUACGUUCCCUCGAAGCGCGUCCCCAAGGCCCGCAAGGUCUUUACCUGGGGCCUUAACGCCGCCACCGUCCUCGUUGGCCUUGCCCUUUACGAGUUCGAGACCACCGAUGUCGGUCUUACUGAGACCAUCAAGCGCGUCUGGAAGGCUUGAGCGACUCUUUGCGACAGUUAUCGUUGCGAGGACCGGUUGGAAAGAUGAGGGCUGUUUGAUAUGCAUUGGGAACUACCGAAACUCCUAAGGCCUCCUACUUUUUUUUGGAUGGAGCAAAGGCCGGAAUGACGGGAAUAGGUGAGGGAGGGCACCUUCAAGAGGAACAGAAAGGGGUGGAAGAAGUUCUGUUUUGUCAUACCUCACGGCGUAAAAAGAAUAUACCUUUCUCUUUUGUCUCCAUGCGGCCUUCUUUUUUUUCUGCGCUGUUCAGGGGCUCAUGGCGCGCAGACGGUCUAGAUUGGAUUCAGUUCUCGAGUUUGGAUUGCUCGUCAGAUGUGACACCGGGAAGAGGUUGGUUAUGAGGGCACGAAGAGGGGCUGCUGGUACAGGAGCAAUCUAAACGCGCAAGUGCUGUUUUCCUUGGUGGCUUCAAGAUCGCAUUGAAGUCGGUGGAUUGCCCCUGAAUGGAGUUGUGCCUUUCAAGUGGAUGAUCAUGGUCUGGGGCUGGCGGAAAGCGAACACUGACAAGUUGGUUUCAGCCCCGGUCGUUGUAGUGUUCUUACAACAUAUCGAAAACAGAUGAAGAGGCACUGGCGGUUGAUCAAGUUAUAUCACUCGCUUUUCCUGAUUAUGGAACUAAAGCUAUCUCAGGGUGAUGCUGGUCGAGUAAGGUACAGUAUCUCAUCUGACCCUUCUCAGCUACCUAGAUACCUAACAAUGACGAUGGGAAUGUUUGACUAAUAAAGGAAAAUGGCGAGUGGACUGCUAUGGCCUUGCUCGUGCGUCCUCGGCAUUUGCCUGCCUGGCCUUAUGGAAACUUUCUUUUUCUGAGAGUUGUUCUUCUGGCCGACUGGAGUUUCCUAUUCCCUCAUCUCUUCACUUUCAUUUCAGCUUCACCCUAACUAGCACACAACGUGGGGCACUUCGAAGACAAUCCAGCCCCAGCAUACAAUAUAGCCUUCUCACAG
This is a messenger RNA of Neurospora crassa OR74A, 1807 nucleotides long. It is a transcript of the gene tca-13, whose product is annotated as succinate dehydrogenase cytochrome b small subunit. The record is from RefSeq and is a predicted model, not a curated record. The transcript has 3 exons. Gene Ontology annotation, cellular component: membrane; mitochondrial envelope. The coding region runs from base 339 to 839 and encodes 166 amino acids. Gene Ontology annotation, molecular function: heme binding; ubiquinone binding. Lineage: Eukaryota; Fungi; Ascomycota; Sordariomycetes; Sordariales; Sordariaceae. Gene Ontology annotation, biological process: tricarboxylic acid cycle; mitochondrial electron transport, succinate to ubiquinone.